Messenger RNA from Aureococcus anophagefferens, 528 nucleotides. It is a transcript of the gene Prx1, whose product is annotated as selenoprotein. NCBI's taxonomy places the organism in Eukaryota, Pelagophyceae, Pelagomonadales, Pelagomonadaceae. The record is from RefSeq and is a predicted model, not a curated record. Gene Ontology annotation, molecular function: thioredoxin peroxidase activity. Gene Ontology annotation, cellular component: cytoplasm. Gene Ontology annotation, biological process: hydrogen peroxide catabolic process; cell redox homeostasis; cellular response to oxidative stress. The transcript has 2 exons.
AUGUCCGUCAAGGCCGGCGACACGAUCCCCAGCGUCGUCCUCUGCGACGGCAUGCAGUUCCCGCCGAAGCUGGUCAACGUCGCCGACGAGAUCAAGGGCAAGAAGGUCCUCAUCAUGGGCCUGCCCGGCGCCUUCACGCCCUGCUGAUCCGGGCACCAGGUCCCCGGGUACUUGGCUGCCGAGGAGCAGCUCAAGGCCAAGGGGAUCGAGAAGAUGUACGUCUUCUGCGUCAACGACGUCAUGAAGGCGUGGGCCAAGGACCAGAGCAUCACGGGCGACGGCCUCAUCACGUUCUGGGCCGACAACCUCUCGGUGCUCACGAAGGCGCUCGGCAUGGCCAUCUCGCACCCGGGCCCCAGCGGCGACCUCGGGCCCGCGCGCUCCAAGCGCUUCGUGCUCCUCGUCGAGGACGGCGUCGUCAAGUUCGUCCAGCUCAGCGAGGCGCCCGACGACCCCGCGGGCGACAACGACGCGGCGAGCCCCGUCGCGGCGGAGACGAUGGUCGAGAAGAUCCUCACGCUCCUCUAG